AUGCGUACUUCAACUUUGGCCACCCUCGCUUUGGGCGCAGGUGCUGCUUCCGCAGCGUCUGUCAAAAGGCAAAGCAGUCUGCCCACCGUAUCGGUGAAGGGAAAUGCCUUCUUUGCGGGCAAUGACCGAUUUUACAUUCGUGGUGUCGACUAUCAACCUGGCGGUUCCUCUGACGUGGCAGAUCCCAUCGCCGACGAGAACGGGUGCCAGAGAGACAUUCCUGAAUUCAAAAAGCUGGGCAUCAACGCUAUCCGAGUCUAUACUGUUGAUAAUACCGCAUCUCAUGACGCAUGCAUGAAUGCUCUGGCGGAUGCUGGCAUCUACCUUAUCUUGGACGUCAACACCCCCAAGUACUCGCUGAACCGAGCCGACCCUGGCCCAUCCUACAAUGAUGUGUAUCUUCAGAGCAUCUUUGCCACGAUUGACGCCUUCCAAGGCUAUAGCAACACCUUGGCUUUCUUCUCUGGGAAUGAAGUCAUCAACGACCCUGAGACCUCCGCGGCUGCGCCAUAUGUCAAGGCUGUCACUCGUGACAUCAGACAGUACAUCCGCAACCGGGGCUACAGAACAAUUCCUGUGGGCUACUCUGCCGCUGAUGUGGCCGAAAACCGUCUGGAAAUGGCAGAAUACAUGAACUGUGGCACGGACGAUGAACGCUCGGAUUUCUUUGCUUUCAACGACUACUCCUGGUGUGAUCCUUCGUCCUUCACCAUCUCAGGCUGGGACCAAAAGGUCAAGAACUUUACCGGCUAUGGUAUUCCCAUCUUUCUCUCUGAAUAUGGUUGCAACACCAACACUCGGGACUUCGGUGAAGUUGUGGCUCUCUACAGCGACCAGAUGACCCCUGUUUACUCUGGAGGUUUGGUGUACGAAUAUUCUCAGGAGCCGAGCAACUACGGCCUUGUUGAAAUCAAUGGCGACUCUGUGUCUGAGUUGCCCGAUUUCGGUGUGCUCCAAAAACAAUACGCCAACACUCCCAAUCCGCAAGGUGAUGGCGGCUAUAACUCGACCGGUGGUGCAUCUGGCUGCCCUGCUUACUCGUCGCCCAACUGGCUUGUCAAGGAUGAUUCUCUUCCUGCCAUCCCUGACGGUGCGAAGAAGUAUAUGACUGAAGGCGCCGGCACUGGACCCGGUCUUUCUGGUCCUGGCUCCCAGAAUGCCGGUGGUGCUUCUACUGGAACCGCCACCGCAGGCAGUGGGGCUCCUUCUCAAACUGGAAGCUCUGGGAGCACUGGCACCAGUAACGCGGCCGCUUCCGUGAUGACUCCCGAGUGGUCAGUUGCUCCUUUGGUCUGCGGUGCUCUCGUGGCCAUGUUCACACUCUUUGGCGCUACGUUGUUGUAA
Cladophialophora bantiana CBS 173.52 is the source of this 1344-nucleotide messenger RNA. RefSeq lists its product as uncharacterized. Gene Ontology annotation, cellular component: cytoplasm; fungal-type cell wall. The record is from RefSeq and is a predicted model, not a curated record. Gene Ontology annotation, molecular function: 1,3-beta-glucanosyltransferase activity. Lineage: Eukaryota; Fungi; Ascomycota; Eurotiomycetes; Chaetothyriales; Herpotrichiellaceae. Gene Ontology annotation, biological process: fungal-type cell wall (1->3)-beta-D-glucan biosynthetic process. The transcript is spliced from 2 exons. Bases 1 to 1344 code for a protein of 447 amino acids.